UAGCGGAGAUGAUUGGGACGUAUUUUAUAGUAUUCUCUGGUUGUGGAGUGGUGGUAGUGAAUGUGUUGUAUGGUGGAACAGUAACGUUUCCAGGAGUUUGUGUAACUUGGGGUCUCAUUGUUAUGGUCAUGAUUUACUCCACCGGUCACAUCUCCGGUGCACAUUUUAAUCCUGCCGUUACUGUCACUUUCGCCAUUUUCCGGCGGUUCCCUUGGUAUCAGGUACCAUUGUAUAUAGGUGCACAAUUUGCGGGAUCGUUACUAGCGAGUUUGACACUAAGACUAAUGUUCAAAGUCACACCCGAAGCUUUCUUUGGAACCACUCCGGCUGAUUCACCUGCACGAGCACUCGUCGCAGAAAUUAUUAUCUCAUUCCUCCUCAUGUUUGUUAUCUCUCGCGUAGCCACUGAUAAUCGCGCCGUAAUAGAUGAGUUAUAA
Molecule: messenger RNA, 437 nt
Organism: Camelina sativa (false flax)
Lineage: Eukaryota; Viridiplantae; Streptophyta; Magnoliopsida; Brassicales; Brassicaceae
Source: RefSeq, a predicted model, not a curated record